This is a messenger RNA of Cynara cardunculus var. scolymus (artichoke), 2910 nucleotides long. RefSeq names its product alpha,alpha-trehalose-phosphate synthase [UDP-forming] 6-like. Gene Ontology annotation, biological process: trehalose biosynthetic process. The transcript has 3 exons. Gene Ontology annotation, cellular component: cytosol. The record is from RefSeq and is a predicted model, not a curated record. Bases 196 to 2724 code for a protein of 842 amino acids. Lineage: Eukaryota; Viridiplantae; Streptophyta; Magnoliopsida; Asterales; Asteraceae. Gene Ontology annotation, molecular function: catalytic activity.
GUUCAGCUCUCUUCCUCUCCUGGGAUUCAACACAAAGACCACCUGGUAAAAUUUCUUCAUCUGGGUUUGUUUUUAUUUGGUGUAAUCAAUAAUACCCAUUUAGGGUUUCUUGUUUGCUCAUCUUCUAGGGUUUCUUUUUGUUGAAAUUGUUUUGAUGAUUUUGGUAAGUGUUUAAGUUGGUAUUCCUAUCUGGAAAUGGUAUCAAAAUCAUAUUCAAACUUACUAAAUCUCGUCUCCGGCGAACAUCCGUCGCCGUCCUUUAUCCAAACCCCUCGAAUUAUGACUGUUUCCGAUGAUGAGAGUGUAUCAUCAUCGUCGUCGUCGUCGUCGUCCAUUCAACAUGAUCGUUUGAUCAUAGUAGCUAAUCAGUUACCAAUUCGAGGUCACCGGAAAGCCAGUGGUGGGUGGAGUUUCAGUCUGGAUGAGAAUUCACUUCUUCUUCAGCUGAAAGACGGUUUAGGAGACGAUGAUGAAAUGGAUGUGAUCUACGUAGGUGGAUUGAAAGAAGAGAUUCAUCCAAACGAACAAGAUGAGGUUUCACAAACCCUUUUGGAAUCAUUCAAAUGUGUACCCACCUUUUUCCCACCUGGAUUGUAUACCAGAUUCUAUCAUGGCUUUUGUAAGCAACAUUUGUGGCCAUUGUUUCAUUACAUGUUGCCAUUAACACCCGAUUUAGGCGGCCGUUUUAACCGAUCUUUAUGGCAAGCUUACGUCUCCGUUAACAAGAUUUUCGCCGAUAGAAUCAUGGAGGUCAUAAAUCCAGAACAGGAUUUCGUCUGGAUUCAUGAUUAUCAUCUCAUGGUUUUACCCACCUUCUUGAGGAAGAGGUUCAAUCGGGUUAAGCUCGGCUUUUUCUUGCACAGCCCGUUCCCAUCCUCCGAGAUUUACAACACUUUACCCAUCAGAGAGGAGCUUCUUAGAGCUCUGUUGAAUUCGGAUUUGAUUGGUUUCCAUACUUUCGAUUAUGCCCGCCAUUUUCUAUCUUGUUGUAGUCGAAUGUUAGGGCUUUCGUAUGAAUCAAAACGUGGUUAUAUCAGUUUGGAGUACUACGGCCGAACGGUUAGUAUCAAGAUUCUCCCCGUCGGAAUUCAUAUGAAGAGACUUGAGUCUGUUUUAAACCAACCCGAAACAGAAUCAAAAGUUUCCAAACUCAUCAAGCAGUUUCAAGAUCAGGGGAAAAGAAUGUUGUUAGGCGUAGACGAUAUGGACAUAUUUAAAGGCAUUAGCUUGAAGUUACUAGCCAUGGAACAACUCUUGAUUCAGCAUCCUGAGUGGCAGGGAAAGAUUGUUUUGGUCCAGAUUGCAAAUCCGGCUAGGGGAACUGGGAACGACGUGAAGGAAGUGAAGGCCGAGACAUAUUCGACCGUUAAACGAAUCAACGAGACUUUCGGGAAACCAGGGUACGAGCCCGUUAUCUUGAUUGACGAGCCCCUUAAGUUUUACGAGCGGGUAGCAUAUUACGUUGUUGCAGAGUGUUGUUUGGUCACGGCUGUUAGAGACGGUAUGAAUCUUAUGCCGUACGAAUACAUUAUCAGCCGCCAAGGGAACGGAAAACUAGAUAAGGUCUUAGGUUUUGAGCCAUCUAUGUUAAAAAAAAGCAUGCUGGUUGUUUCCGAGUUCAUCGGAUGCUCCCCGUCCCUGAGUGGGGCCAUACGGGUCAACCCGUGGAAUAUUGAUUCGGUAGCGGAUGCAAUGGACUGUGCGUUGGAACUGAGUGAACCUGAGAAGCAAAUGAGACACGAAAAGCAUUAUAGAUACGUGAGUACUCACGAUGUGGGCUACUGGGCUCGUAGCUUUCUACAAGACUUGGAGAGGACUUGUAAAGAUCAUGUGACGAAAAGGUGUUGGGGGAUCGGGUUCGGGUUGAGUUUUAGAGUUGUUGCUUUAGAUCCAAACUUUAGGAAGCUUUUAAUGGAGCAUAUAGUUUCGGCUUAUAAAGGAACUACAACACGAGCGAUUCUUUUAGAUUAUGAUGGCACUUUAAUGCCACAAUCUUCCAUUGAUAAGAGCCCAAGUUCUAAAACAAUAGAAAUGAUCAACACUUUGUGUAGAGAUAAGAACAAUAUGGUUUUUGUUGUGAGUGCAAGAAGCCAAAACACCCUAGAGGAAUGGUUUGCUUCUUGUGAGAAGCUCGGACUUGCAGCAGAGCACGGCUGUUUUCUAAGGUUAAAACGAGAUGAGGAAUGGGAGACAUGUGUGCAUGUCGAAGACUCUGGGUGGAAGCAGAAUGUUCAUCCAGUUAUGACGCUUUAUACCGAGACAACCGAUGGAUCAACUAUCGAAAUGAAAGAUAGGUCCAUGGUGUGGUGUUAUGAAGACGCAGAUCCUGAUUUUGGAUCUUGUCAAGCUAAGGAGCUUCUUGAUCAUCUCGAGAGUGUGCUUGCCAACGAACCAGUUACAGUGAAGAGAGGGCAGAGUAGCGUAGAGGUUAAACCACAGGGUGUAAGCAAAGGACUGGUUGCAAAACGACUGCUUGCCACAUUGCAAGAGAGAGGGAUGACCCCAGAUUUUGUGCUGUGUAUCGGGGACGAUCGAUCGGAUGAAGAUAUGUUUGAGGUGAUUACUAGUUCUGUUGCUUCGGGUAAAUGUAUUGCUCCAAACGCAGAAGUGUUUGCAUGCACAGUUGGUAACAAACCGAGCAAGGCCACGUAUUAUCUUGAUGAUACGGUCGAGAUUGCUAGACUGAUGCAGGGAUUGGCGUCCGUAUCUGAACAAUCUGUGUGAGAAAUAUAUGGUAUGUUCAUUUCCUACUUGUUUAAUUGUAAAUUUCAUAGUAGAUUAAAUACGAGUUACAGAACUGAGGUUCCCUGUUGUUAAAAACUUGUAACUUACUUCAUUUGUACAUAUAUGUUUGUUUUGUGGUUUCGGUUGCUUUCUUCAUGGUAGAAUUGGAUCUUUUUUCUUGGUUCU